AUGGACCCUCCGCGCCGCCACACAAUCAAGGAGCUCAUGGCCAUCCUCGACACCUCCCCUCCCGACACUCUCGUUGCGCAGCUCGCAGCGCAGCUCGUCCCCGUCGUCCUGGCCGAACUGGACUGCAUCGACGCCCGGCUCACCAAGCGCCAAGCCGCCCGCACGUUCCUCAAAGCCGAACAGGCGUUCCUCCAAGACAUGCACCGCGGCAUGGAGGCCAACCGCGCCAAGGUCGUGAUCAAGCUCAACCGCCUGCAAGGCGAGCAGUUCAGGCGUCUUCCCUCCACCAUGACGUCGGGAUUCGAGGCGUCGGCCAGGGCCAAGAGGGACGCCAUCGCGAGCAUUGACGCUGCGCUCGAGACCAACCGCGAGGCUGUGGAGGCGGUUAUCAGGGCACUGGAGAAGAACGAGGCAGCCAUCAACGAUGACUUGGCCGAGCUGGCCGCCCUCCAAGGCUGA
Molecule: messenger RNA, 459 nt
Organism: Apiotrichum porosum
Lineage: Eukaryota; Fungi; Basidiomycota; Tremellomycetes; Trichosporonales; Trichosporonaceae
Exons: 1
Coding region: 1-459 (152 amino acids)
Source: RefSeq, a predicted model, not a curated record